Messenger RNA from Monomorium pharaonis (pharaoh ant), 825 nucleotides. RefSeq names its product peptidyl-tRNA hydrolase ICT1, mitochondrial. The transcript has 3 exons. Gene Ontology annotation, cellular component: mitochondrial large ribosomal subunit. Lineage: Eukaryota; Metazoa; Arthropoda; Insecta; Hymenoptera; Formicidae. Gene Ontology annotation, molecular function: translation release factor activity. The coding region runs from base 115 to 720 and encodes 201 amino acids. Gene Ontology annotation, biological process: mitochondrial translational termination. The record is from RefSeq and is a predicted model, not a curated record.
CAUGUGGCCGCUGUCACGCAGGUCACGCUUCUCUCUGGUGCUCUGUCUCAUAAUCAAACAUACUUUGGAGGUUAUUAUCUCUUUCAUUGAAGAGUAAUAGAGAUACGAAUUAAAAUGAAUAUCGUUAGGCGACAGUGUCUGAGGAUUUUACACAGCAACCUUAAAAGCCAGACGAUAUCAUAUAGUCCUGGCAGAACUUUCAGCUUUAAAAGUGCCAUGUCCCUGGAGAACUUGUAUCCGGAAAGCAAACUGAAGCUGUACACUCCAACUUUUAAGUCAGAUCCCAAGGUAAAAUUCAGUGGUUAUAUACCCAUGGACAAAGUACAAAUAACGUACAGCGCUAGCAGCGGACCGGGAGGACAAAAUGUGAAUUGUGUAAAUACCAAGGUAGACUUAAGAUUCCAGGUGAGCAGUGCUACCUGGCUAUCGGAAGAGAUCCGAACGAAAUUAGUGGAGCAACAAAAAAAUAGAAUAAACAAAGAGGGUUAUCUAAUAAUCAAGUCGGAUUUGACAAGAUCUCAGCACUUAAAUUUGGCGGAUGCUCUUGAGAAAUUAAGGGCAAUGAUAAGAGCCACCUUAGUAGUCCCAACGGAACCGUCGCCAGAAUCAGAGGAAAAGAAGAGGAAGAAUCUGCUGAGGGCAGCUAGGCAGAGGCUACACGAGAAGAGAGCUCGUUCUCAAGUCAAGCAAAGCAGACAAGUUCCCACGGCUGAGUUUUAAAUCAAUUAUUUAAUCGAUUAUUUAGGUUACUUGUCCAAGUACUAUAUAGCUAUAAGUAGGAAUGAAUUAUAAAGACAAAAUAAUAAAAAAUUUAUAUAUAUUGUA